This is a messenger RNA of Linum trigynum, 911 nucleotides long. The record is from the annotation of a GenBank genome assembly. NCBI's taxonomy places the organism in Eukaryota, Viridiplantae, Streptophyta, Magnoliopsida, Malpighiales, Linaceae.
CCAAGGUCGAAAUCCAAGCUUGAUUAAUGAAACCCAGCUCCAAAGUCGAUCCUAGGGUUUUUUCUUCGCUCUUUAUCUCUCUAGAACUCUUUUUUUUCUCCAAAAAUUCGAUUCUCCCCCUUUUGGUUCGAAUUUGCCAGUUUAACCCGAUACCGGCAAAACACGGGCAUGGACACGGUCGUGUCCUUCUCAUCCCGCCCGUGCUUUUCAAAGUCACGUGGGAAAACUUAGACCAAUGUUGGGAAAACACGCCUAUUCCAAGGAAGACACGGGUGUGCCCAUAUGAGGGACACGGUCGUGUUUCAGCCACGACCGCCCGUGUUUUGCAUUCUUCAGCAGCAGUCACACAUCAACUCUCGGAUGGCUUUCGAGACCUCUUUCUCGGAUGGUGAGGAUGAAGGCUUCGAGAUUAGAAAAUGCACUCCCAUUGCUAAUGGAGAAAAGAUUCGUCAAGCCACUAAGGGGCAGGUUCGCCAAGUGGUGGCUGCCUUCGAAUCCGGCCUGGUUAUUGAUAAAGAGGGAGAGGCGUAAGUGAAUGCUGAAUAUGCGGAAAGUCUCCAAGGAGAGGAAGAGAAGCUGCAUUCAAAGUUAAAUGAGUAUGGAUCGAACAUGAUGGAUCCUGCUAUUGGGGGUAAAAAUGAUCAUUGGAUGAGGUGGAGGGCGGGAAGGAUGAUACCCCUACACCAAAGAAGCAAUUCGUGGAACCAUCGGAGAGCAAUGAUAUGGGGGAGGAAGCUAGCCUAGAAUGGCUGCAAGUGGAUAAAUGAAGCUUUUUGGUCUGGAAUGUGAGGGGAAUUGGACCAUCACUCACAUUCCAAACUGUUGUAGCCUACAACAUCAAAAUCGUGAUUUUACAUAAAAUCAAAAAUUGAGGUAGAAUCGGAAUCGUAGAUUAAAAUAGUAAGAUUUUA